AUGUACGAUGCUUCAACCGACCCGGAAGACCACCUUUCGGUCUUCCUGACGCACAUGCGCCUGCAAACAGCCGCGGAUGAGAUCCGCUGCAAGACCUUCCCCAUGUUCUUAAAGGGGAAGGCUCGACUCUGGUUUCAGGGCCCGGCCCCCGGGUCUAUCCGGAACUUCCCUGAACUGGCCAGGCAGUUCGUAGCCCAAUUCGUUUCCUCGAAGACUUACUCGAAGAAUGCCACCCACCUAAUGGCUAUCAGGCAGAGCCAUGACAAGUCCCUAAGAAAUUUCAUGACCCGCUUCAAUGCGGAGAGUCUGCAGGUCAAAGACAAAAACGAAAAGGUGGUCAUGGCCGCCUUCGUGAAUGGGCUCAGGGUGGAGGAGCUCUUCUACAAGCUGGCCGAGAAGUCGCCGAAGAAUCUGGAGGAGCUCCUGACCAGGGCGCACGCGGUUGCUAAUGCGGAGGAGGCAGGCCGUCUGAAGAAAGAGUCAGAUCGGGAGUUCGGAGAUCGGAAGGGACGGACAAACCCCCCAGAGGGCAAGGAUGUUCCGGCUAAGAAAAACGUCUUUGACCGGCUCUCGAGGGAGAAAGCCCCUGCUCCGCCGCCUCUCCCAGAGAAAGGCUACACCCCCCUAACGCGGCCUAAAGCCCAGAUCUUGGCCGUUAUGGAGGCGGAAGGGCUGGCAGGUCGGCCGCCCAAGAUGGGAACACCUCGGAACAAAAGGAACCAGGACCGGUACUGCGCCUUUCACCGCGACGUGGGACAUGACACGGAGGGAUGCUGGGCCCUGCGGAAGGAAAUCGAAGAUCUGAUCCAACGCGGUUUCCUAGGACGGUUCGUGCGGCAAGGUCGUUCCGGCCAGGAGCCCGGACGCACCUACCGAGGAGAUCGGGGUGAAGGCCAGCGGCGCGACCGCCCUAAGCGGCGGUACGAGCGUCGGGGUCCUUCCCCCGACCAGGAUUCCCAGAACCUGGCCGGGGUGAUAAACACCAUCGCCGGAGGCCCCACCGGGGGGGAUAGUCACACAGCUCGGAAAAACAGGCGACCUCCCCCCGAAGAGGAUGACUCCCUGAAGCGGCUGCGCAUGGACGAGGAGAUCACUUUCGGCCCAAGGGAUGCGGUUCCCCUAGCGUCCGAGUACCAUGAAACCAUCGUGAUAGACAUCGUUACCAACAACUACCGGGUGAAAAAGGUGUAUGUCGACCAGGAGAGUGCGGUUGACAUUAUGUUCUAUCGGGUGUUCAGGGAGCUCGGCUUGGAGGACGGGCAGCUAACCCUAAUUCGAACACCACUGAUGGACUUCACCGGGCCCCCUAUCAACCCGGAGGGGAUGAUCACCCUGAUGGUCACGGUAGGGUAG
This is a messenger RNA of Coffea arabica (coffee), 1353 nucleotides long. RefSeq lists its product as uncharacterized. NCBI's taxonomy places the organism in Eukaryota, Viridiplantae, Streptophyta, Magnoliopsida, Gentianales, Rubiaceae. The record is from RefSeq and is a predicted model, not a curated record.